Molecule: messenger RNA, 614 nt
Organism: Prunus dulcis (almond)
Lineage: Eukaryota; Viridiplantae; Streptophyta; Magnoliopsida; Rosales; Rosaceae
Product: 60S ribosomal protein L27-3
Exons: 1
Coding region: 101-508 (135 amino acids)
Biological process (GO): translation
Cellular component (GO): ribosome; cytosolic large ribosomal subunit
Molecular function (GO): structural constituent of ribosome
Source: RefSeq, a predicted model, not a curated record
AAGUAAAAACCCCUUCGCUAAACCGCUUCCUCUUCCCGCAGCCUCCGAGUUUGCUUAGGGUUUUCAACAUUUUCUCGGAAAAACCAAAGAGGAACCGAAAAUGGUGAAAUUUCUCAAGGCAAACAAAGCGGUGGUGCUCCUGCAGGGACGAUACGCUGGCAGGAAAGCCGUGAUCGUGAAAUCCUUCGAGGAAGGGACACGUGACAGGCCGUACGGGCACUGUUUGGUUGCGGGGAUAGCCAAGUACCCGAGCAAGGUGAUCAGAAAGGACUCGGCGAAGAAGACGGCGAAGAAGUCCCGGGUCAAGGCCUUCGUGAAGCUCGUGAACUACCAGCACGUGAUGCCGACGCGCUACAACCUGGACGUCGACCUGAAGGAGGUGCUCACGGUGGACGCGUUGCAGACACGCGACAAGAAGGUAGCGGCGAAGAAGGAGAUCAAGGCCCGGUUGGAGGACCGGUUCAAGAGUGGCAAGAACCGGUGGUUCUUUACCAAGCUUAGGUUCUGAGUCGUUUGGCUCCCUCUCUAUGUUUUUCCAAUUUUGGUUGUUAUGUGAUACUAGCAUAUAAUUUUGAGGAUUAUUAUUGCAAGUUUUGUUUUAAAUUUGUGCUUAA